AUGGCCGACCAAUUCAAAGCCCGUACGUUGAAGCGGAAAAAUGUCAAGGGCCUCGCCUUGAACGCGACUCCGAAACCCGUCUCCAACCCCUCCGACGGUGAUGCCCAGAUUCCCGGAGCUAUCGGCAAUCUGGACGGUAACCGCACCGACACGCUUGAAAUCGGCUUGGAGUUUCGUCUCGACCUGCGCAGUGAGGAUCUGAUCACGCUGAAGGAGCUGGGCGCGGGCAAUGGAGGGACAGUCUCUAAGGUUAUGCAUGCCUCCACCAAGGUGGUCAUGGCCCGAAAGAUAAUCCGCGUCGAUGCCAAAGAGAAUGUGCGAAAGCAGAUUCUGCGAGAAUUGCAGGUUGGUCACGAUUGCAACUCGCCCAACAUCGUGACCUUCUACGGGGCCUUCCAGAAUGAAGCCAGAGAUAUUGUCCUGUGCAUGGAAUACAUGGACUGCGGCUCUCUUGACCGCAUAUCCAAGGAUUUUGGUCCUGUGCGAGUCGACGUCCUAGGCAAAAUCACCGAAUCGGUCCUGGCGGGGUUGGUCUACCUCUACGAAACCCACCGCAUCAUGCAUCGCGAUAUCAAGCCUUCCAACAUUCUCGUCAACUCGCGCGGUAACAUCAAACUCUGCGACUUUGGUGUCGCAACCGAGACCGUCAACUCCAUCGCCGACACCUUCGUGGGAACGUCGACGUAUAUGGCCCCGGAGCGUAUCCAAGGCGGUGCCUACACUGUGCGCUCGGACGUGUGGAGCGUGGGCUUGACGGUCAUGGAGCUCGCCGUGGGUCGGUUCCCCUUUGACACGUCCGACUCGUCCGCCGGAGACCGUGCGAGCGCCGGCCCCAUGGGUAUCCUGGACCUGCUGCAACAGAUUGUCCACGAGCCCGCCCCGAAGUUGCCCAAGAGCGAUGCGUUCCCUCCAAUACUGCAUGAAUUUGUGGCCAAGUGCCUUCUCAAGAAGCCCGAGGAGCGGCCUACUCCUCGUGAACUAUAUGACAAAGAUGCGUUCCUCCAGGCCGCCAAACGGACACCCGUCGACCUCCAAGAAUGGGCUAUCAGCAUGAUGGACCGCCAUAACCGCAAAUCGUACCUGGCCCCGCCGCCACCCAAGUCCCUGAAGGAAGAAUCCUCGCAUCCCAAGCCCCCUCCGAAGCCGGCCGCGAGCAAACCAUCUCGCAGCCCGCAGCAUUACACCCCGACCUCCGGCGAGAUCCCCGUGAACAUCGCCAGCGACGUCUCCUCCCACCAACGGCACUACCACAUCCCCUCGAACCCCUCCCCGCGCCCCUCUUACCAGACCCGCUCCCCACUCUCCAUCUCGCUCGAGCAUCUGUCUCUGGAAACGCGGGAAGACGAGUACCGCCAGGGACGCCGGCCCUCGCGCAACCACCACGCGGACCCGGCAUCCGCUCUCGAAGCCCCGCGCCCGUCCAUGGCAUCGCGCUCCGCCAGCUCCCACAACACCAAAUCCCGCAUGCCGCUGCAGUCGUCCGCCUUGCCGAUUCGCGCGCCGCCCCCGAGCGGACCGCCGCCUCCGCCGCCGGUGCAGAGAAGACUGUGA
This is a messenger RNA of Aspergillus terreus NIH2624, 1551 nucleotides long. RefSeq names its product MAP kinase kinase Ste7 (gene ste7). NCBI's taxonomy places the organism in Eukaryota, Fungi, Ascomycota, Eurotiomycetes, Eurotiales, Aspergillaceae. The record is from RefSeq and is a predicted model, not a curated record. Bases 1 to 1551 code for a protein of 516 amino acids. Gene Ontology annotation, molecular function: protein kinase activity; ATP binding. Gene Ontology annotation, biological process: protein phosphorylation. The transcript has 4 exons.